Haliotis rubra (blacklip abalone) is the source of this 1408-nucleotide messenger RNA. Its product is annotated as cyclin-C-like. Gene Ontology annotation, cellular component: nucleus; mediator complex. Gene Ontology annotation, molecular function: cyclin-dependent protein serine/threonine kinase regulator activity. The transcript is spliced from 11 exons. The record is from RefSeq and is a predicted model, not a curated record. Gene Ontology annotation, biological process: positive regulation of transcription by RNA polymerase II. The coding region runs from base 123 to 698 and encodes 191 amino acids. Lineage: Eukaryota; Metazoa; Mollusca; Gastropoda; Lepetellida; Haliotidae.
UACGGGCACCAGUUGUUUGCGCAUGCGCACAUAAAACCUAGCGCAAGAAACAACAAUAAUUCCAAACGAAAUUGUGGCUUGACAUUGUAUUUGAAUCAAUAUUAGACUUGUUAAUUAGUGAGAUGGCAGGAAACUUCUGGCAGAGUUCUCACUAUCAACAGUGGCUGUUGGACAAGCAGGACUUGAUGAGGGAGAGACAGCAGGAUCUCAAAGUGGUCACUGAAGAAGAGUACCAGAAAAUACUUAUAUUCUUCUCAAACUUCAUGCAAGCACUUGGAGAACAGUCAAAACUGAGACAGCAGGUGAUUGCAACAGCUACAAUCUAUUUCAAGAGAUUCUAUGCCAGGAACUCCCUGAAGUCUAUUGACCCCUGGCUGAUGGCUCCAACCUGUGUCUUCCUGGCUGCCAAAGUAGAGGAAUCUGGUGUCAUAUCUAACAGCAGACUGAUUAGUACAUGUCAGAAUAUUGUGAAGAGUAAGUUCUCCUAUGCAUACAACCAGGAAUACCCCUACAGGAUACAGAAUGUCCUGGAAUGUGAGUUCUACCUGCUAGAAAUGAUGGAUUGCUGUCUCAUCUUGUACCACGCUUAUCGUCCACUCACGCAGUACUGUGGUGACUUGGGAUCUGAGAGCGACCUCCUGCCACUUGCAUGGAGAAUUGUCAUUCACUUAACAGUCUUAUUACUGAUGUACCCCUGAUGUAUUCCCUCCAAGGUCGCGAGUUCAAUCCCGAUCGCAUUAGCCUGUUUGCACAUGGCAUGCGUCAUCAAGCAGAAGGAUAUAAAACAGUGGUUCGCUGAGCUCUCUGUAGACAUGGACAAGAUUCUGGAGGUGACCCGUCAGAUUCUAGCAUUAUAUGAAAUGUGGAAGAAGUAUGAUGAAAAGAAGGAAAUUCCAGCAGUUCUGGCCAAAAUGCCAAAACCAAAGUUAAACCCUUCAAGUAGCAGCUGACUGGUCGUAUUUUCACUUGGCAGACCUCCCUCUGAGGCCUCGGGGGCACAGGAAGGGGCAGGGGCACAGGCAACACAGGUGGGGCAAAACACACAGCAACAGCACCAGCAGGUUCAGUGAUGGAGACAGAACAAGAUUAAGUUUGAAAUCAUUCAGUGAUGGCUGUUAGAUCAUCGAGCAGCUGUUAAGUAGCAGAUGGAUAGACUUUUGCAACAGGACCUAUGGUGGAGAAAGAGGCACGAUGACUACUCAAGCCUGUGUCUGUGGAAUCCUGGUUAACAAGGCCUAUUUGACUGUGAUCAGGCAGAGGAACUUAGGCUAACAAGUCUGAAAGUGUAUUUGCCCACAGAGACUGAUUGUGAGUUUCACUUCAAGGGGCAGAUGAGAUGGAACACAGUGUGAUAACCUGAAGAAUGACUUCCAGGAAUUCCUCCAAUCAUGUGGUGGAGGUUCCAAAA